This is a messenger RNA of Podarcis muralis (Common wall lizard), 6394 nucleotides long. It is a transcript of the gene HTR4, whose product is annotated as 5-hydroxytryptamine receptor 4. Gene Ontology annotation, molecular function: G protein-coupled serotonin receptor activity. The record is from RefSeq and is a predicted model, not a curated record. Gene Ontology annotation, cellular component: plasma membrane. Gene Ontology annotation, biological process: regulation of appetite; positive regulation of MAPK cascade; chemical synaptic transmission. Lineage: Eukaryota; Metazoa; Chordata; Lepidosauria; Squamata; Lacertidae.
GGGGCACAGAAGCAACUCCCGGCUCUGGAGGGACUCACUCGGCGGCCAGGUGUCUGCGGUUGACCGGAAAGCGCGCGGUUGCUCGGCAAGCCCGAGGCGAGAUCAGCAGCACCUGUUGCCACGGACGGUUUGACCCGCGGCGUGCGGAGGAGGCAGAGGCGCUUCCACCAGACUUGGCUGCGCGGUCGCCCGCGUGCUUCCACGAGCGCGAAGGGAAACGCAGAAAACUCCGCGGAGUCCUUCCUUGCGCCGCAGGUGGGGCGGCUGCCUCGCUCCCCCCGCCCCCGCAUCGGGAUAUAAAGAGAAGCGAGGCUUCCCAACAGGCGUCUUUUCCUUCCCUCCAGAGAGAGAGCGCUCGCUCGCGCGCGCAACACUGCAAGGUACCGUAGCGCAAGCCGGGGAAGCGCCUGGUUUCCCUCGUGGCCGAAUUGCUCUGCGGCUCCCCACGGAUUAUUCUUCCUCCGCCGUUUCCCCCUCUGGAGCGGAGGAAGGCGCCCGGCGGGGAGCCCGCUCUGAUUGGCUGCCACUGACUGGCCCGGCGCAAAGCAGGCAGCGCGCUGCCUACCUAAGAAAGGCAGCUGGAGGGAAAGCGGGAGACGCCGGCUGCCUCGGAGAGGAGAGGAAGUAGCCCGUGAAGGAGCGUGAAGGUCUGCUCGGCGCGGGCUUUCCCAUCGCUUCGUCCCAGGACAGCAACUUCACUGAAGCGGCGGAGGGGCGCGCAAAGUGUUAGCAGGCAGCAGCCGCGGCGGCUGAGCGGCUUUGACUUCCCUCCGCGGCGCCGGAUAGUGAGUGAAAGACGCGGGACGGAGCGAAUGGUCGAGGCGGCGCGCUGCUUCCCCGCCGUGCGAGACGCCCGCCUCGCCUCUACCCGGAGGAGACGACGGCGCGAAGAGCCGCUGCGGAGCAGAUGCAGCCGACCACGUGAGCAGCGGGGCAGCUGGACCAUGGUGGGGGCGUCCGGGCUGCUCUCCCUGCAAUGGUGAGACCUCGCUCCUGCUGGGCUGCGCGCGCGCGCCGGCUUGCAAGCGUCCCAGUCUCCCCAGUUGCUUUAUUUCCGAUCGCUGGUUUAUUUUAUCUCUGGACCUCUUUUCUAAAAAGGCAAGUAAGCCAGAGUUGCCUCUCCACCCCUCUCAUGAGGACAGGUUCUGCCAGGCUGCCUAGGGAUGAUGAGGUAUUCUGCAUAUGUUCAGAGGCACUCUUGCGUCUACUAAUACCGGUUUGCAGGGCUGAAAACAAUCCCCUAUUGGCUUGCACGCUGCUGAUAGGUUUCCCGGAAGUUGUUACGGAGAAUUUAUCUUUCGAAGGCAUGUUCGUACACGCACUAUCGGGUGGUUCUGGGUCGCCUGCCUCCAGAUAGUGCCUGGAAGUAAUUUGCUAGAGUAGAGGACUCUUAAAAAGAAGGCAGCUUUCCUGUUGGAAAAUAUGACAAUACCUGGGAAGCAGCCCAACGUAAAUAAUCCGGAUCAGAAGAAAUAUAACCUUGGUCUGAAAGAGGGUGUCAAAAACAAGUUUCCUGCCCGUCCAAAUGCGUCCACCGAAUUAAUAGUUAGGUGAUGCUCGAGAGUUUAUACAUUGUGCUAGAGGACCACUUAUGGAUGCUGAACUCCCAGUUUUCCAUGCCUGUUGCCUGUGAUGGAUGUGAGCUCAACUGAGGGAUUUGGCGUGGCAGAGAAGAUUGCACUGCUCACCUUUAUUUCUGCUGUUAUUCUUAUGGCUAUCCUGGGAAAUCUUCUGGUGAUGGUGGCUGUAUGCAGAGACAGGCAACUCAGGAAAAUCAAGACCAAUUAUUUCAUAGUCUCGCUUGCCUUUGCUGACUUGCUGGUAUCAGUUCUGGUGAUGCCAUUUGGAGCCAUUGAGCUGGUUCAAGAUAACUGGAUUUAUGGAAGAACGUUCUGUUUAGUCCGCACUUCUCUUGAUGUCCUCCUCACAACAGCAUCAAUUUUCCACCUCUGCUGUAUCUCAUUAGACAGGUACUAUGCUAUCUGCUGCCAGCCGCUGGUUUAUAGGAAUAAGAUGACACCACUGCGCAUUGCUGUAAUGCUGGGCGGCUGCUGGGUAAUCCCAAUGUUUAUUUCUUUCCUCCCUAUAAUGCAAGGAUGGAAUAGCAUUGGCAUCAUGGACUUGGUAGAGAAAAAGCAAUUCAACAGUAUGUCCAACUCAACUUACUGCAUAUUUAUGGUCAACAAGCCCUAUGCUAUCACCUGCUCUGUGGUUGCCUUCUACAUUCCGUUUCUGCUAAUGGUGCUAGCCUACUACCGGAUAUACAUUACAGCCAGGGAGCAUGCUCAUCAAAUACAGAGUCUUCAGCGUGCAGGGGCCCCAACAGAUGGGAGGCCACACCACCCUGACCAGCACAGCACUCACCGUAUGAAGACUGAAACGAAAGCAGCCAAGACCCUCUGUAUAAUCAUGGGGUGUUUCUGCUUAUGCUGGGCACCAUUCUUCAUCACAAAUGUAAUAGACCCUUUCAUAGAUUAUGCAGUUCCUGCAAAGAUAUGGACUGCUUUUUUGUGGCUGGGAUACAUCAAUUCAGGAUUGAAUCCCUUCCUUUAUGCAUUCUUGAACAAGUCUUUCAGACGUGCCUUCCUCAUCAUCUUGUGUUGUGGUGAUGAACGAUACCGAAGGCCUUCCAUCUUAGGGCAAACAGUCCCUUGUUCCACUACCACUAUAAAUGGAUCUACACAUGUUCUAAGGUAUACAGUCUUGUACAAUGGGCAACCCCAGGAACAUGACAAGCUUCCGAUCCAUAAUGACCCAGAAUCCCAAGAGUCCUGCUUCUGACUAAGGUCCCAGAAUGUGAUCUGCCAUGCAGGACAGUUGCAAGAUGAUGGUGCACCAGGAACCUAUUGCCAGAUCAAUGUUGUCUGCAUUGCCAUAGUGCUCUCCUCUACUGAUUUGACAUCAGCAGCAACAGCAAGGAUGUGCUUACCAGCCGGAAGGAUUAGGCAGUCUGCAGAGAGGAGGAAGGAAGUCCUUUUUUUUGUUGCUGCGGAGUGAUGCCUGGAAAAGUCAUAGUGCUUUGCAUGUGAUGCGCAAACAGUAAGCAACAGAUGUGUCCGUACACAUCUCUCUGUCUCUGUCUCUCUUUUGUAUUGCUGUGUGGCAACAAUAUGAAUCUUCUCCCAGAAUUUGACUUGAAGUGCUAAUAUCAAACCACACUUUUGCUUAACCAAAAAGAAACAAGGAACUGAUACUAUUUUUCUCAGCUGUUUUUAAUUGUGAGCUUUUACUCAAGAAAUGUACUCCCCCAGCUGUGCAAGAAGAAAAGCGGCAGUCACGCUAUGCAUGUUUCCCCACCCUAGUAUGUCUCCUGGCCAAAAUAUGUUGAGGAGCAUGAAUAGCCCAAAGAGAACUACGUUGUGGCCUAGGGAUAUGGAACUGAUUGCGGUAUGAAGUCCUGCAGCUCCCACCAAACUGAUCUACUGUGCACAAUGUGAAGAUUAAACGAUGAACAGUCACAUAUUCCAUCACUAAGAUGUCUCCAUCUGCCCCCUCACACGUUGUCAGUGAGAUCUUCAUCUGGACAAACUUUGGGCAGUGCUGCUACGAAGGAAGAACGGGCCAGGAGGCAGAACCCUUAAGAAAGGAAUAACUCACCUGUAAUAGUUCACUAAGUGCCAUCUUGACGUGCGUGUACAUUCGACCACCCUUUAUAGCUGAAGAAUGUGUUUGGAAAACUGAUUGACUCAUUUACUUGCCCCAUUUUGCCAAAAGCUGGCUCUGUGGCUCAGGGACUGUGUGUGAUGGACCAGUAGCUACUUGUGUGUCUGAGGGUUUAUCAGUAUUUGCUGAUGACCCCAGGCAGUAACAGGAGCAGAGCCCUCAGUUAGGGAGUAGGCAGGCACCCAGGUGGGAAUCCAGGUACAUGAUGUAAGACAGGGAAGAAGGCACUAGAGGCAGUUGCAGUGCCAACAGCUGCUGCUUACGUGGGAAGGGUGGAACAAGUAAAUAUGCCUUCUGGAAUGGCCAUCUUGGUAGGAGACGGGUUGUUCAGAAUGAUGAGGAAGUCCCAGGAUUAAGGCUCUAUUGAGCUAGGCAAAGAUUCAUUGGCUCCCUAGGCUGGGACAGCUGCCUGAGUGCUGUGUCAGCUGGUGGGACCUGUAAUGCUGUUUAUGUGGUACCCACAACUCCUUCAGUAGAGAUGCUGCCUUGGUGGCAAGAUGUUGGAGCCUGCUGGAGGUCCUGGUUUGAGACCCCUAGCACCUUUGCAGGGUUUUUUUUUCUUUUCUAAUGCUUUAUUGGAACUUCAGAUAUUUUCCCUGUGCAACUGUCCCUCAAAAGGAUGUCAGCCAUGCUUAUGUCAGCAGUUUCCUGCAUGCAGGUGUUACUGCAUUCCUUAUUAGUGGUAGCUCUGCUUUUCUUUGCAUGUUAUGUUUAUCAGCUUUGCUGUAGACCGAAGGACUCUAGGAGUUUGAUUUUCACAUCAUGAGAAAUGUGCAGAUCCAAGCAUGGAUCUGUAUUCUCCUUCACUGAAGAUCUAACCUAAAGAUGACAACCUUGCUCUGGACAACAGGUAUUUUGUUACAUUGUAUAAUUAUGUACAGAUAUUUUUUUUAAGUGUAUAGGAGAAAAACAUUAUUUAUUAUUAUUUUAAGGGAAAUUAUUUUCCCAUGGACGUCUUCUGAGUUUAGGAGCUAAAACAUUUUCAUUAGUGUUUUGUUUUUGUUUUUUAUUUAAAAAACAGUUUUAUUUUUCUGUUGCCAUGUGACAGCUGUUCACUGUUUUAAAAGAAGGAGGAAAAGACAGCUUUUAUAACAAAACAAAUGCAAUUCAAAGGACAUUUCAUUGGUCUACUCUUGUUGAGAGGAUGAGUCUAUGGCUUUUUACCCUGGAGUUGCUCUGCAGACUCUUGUUGCUUGUGCAGCUGGCCCCAGACUAUGGGGAUUUAGAGUGCUAUUUUAGUGUGCCCAGUCUCUGCUGUACACAUGUCAAAGCUUACUUCAUUCUGCUGGGUAGGCUCUAACCAGCCUGUGCAACUAGCUUUACAGAUUAGCAUAACCCAGCUGGGGGUGGGGAGAAAUCCUUUGGAUAUUUUGCAUGCUCGCUGUUGUGUGCUGCCAUACCCAAAGGGAAGUGAGCAGGGGCAUGAGCUUUAUGAACCCUGGAGAAAACUAGACUGCAUGAUCUCACCAGUGUUGUAAAGCCAGAGGAGCUAAAAUGGGCCACCCGUGUGGCCCUGUGUUGAGACUGAGUGAUUCACUUCUUUCAUACUUGUCCUGCUCCGCAGAAACUAGAGAACCUGGAACAAUGACAUAUCAGCUGCCAAAUUUACAUUUUAACCUUCCUCUCCACACCCCACAAGGCCAGCCCAUGCUGUUUUGUUUUUGAGGGGAAGCUGCCAUUACCACCACAUUACACAUCAUCCUUUGCCUUCCCCUCCACCUCUAUGGGCAAUUCUGGAAGUUAGCCUUUAUUCUGCUGCCCUGCACCCUGUCUGUGUCAGAUGACAGCCAGCGGAUUGCUAUCAUCAGGAGAUCCAGUCAUUCUCACCUUUCAUUGAAAUAUUCUUCCUCCUCCCAACCACAUGGGAGCCACUUACUCACAAGAAGCUCCUGUGUGACUGGAGUAACAUUGAAAUGACCAAACCAUGUGAAGAGGCGAUACUUGCUUGCAUCUUUCUCGUGGAAUGAGCACCAUUCCAGGAGCAGGUAUAGAUUCCGGGAGAAAGACCUACCCAAGCAGCCCUGCUUGGGGAUAAUGCAGCUCUUACAUGGCUGCUUGCAGUGCUUUUUUCUGGGGGUACGCAUACCCCUAAACAUUUUGUGAAUCUAGGUUUGGCCUCAUUGAGGGGCAGUAUUUCAAUAUGAGUAGGAAAAUGAGAGUACCCCUAAACAUUUUUUUUAAGGAAAAAAAGCACUGGUUGGAUGAAUGUCUAAAAACUACCUAUAUGGUUUUUUAAAAUGUAUACUGUGUCCAAUAAUCUGAAAACCAGAUUUCAUUAAAAAUUGGGUGGGUCUGGGUUUUGUGCCACUAAGAGCUCAUAUGUAAGCUUGGCUGAAUUAUAUUAUUGUGAACAAGUGCAGACUCCUUUAUCUGACAUAUUUGGAGGACAUGAUUUCCUGUUGAAUAAAACAGUGUUUUAUUGACAAGUGUUGGUCAUUCUUCAGAACUCUUCCCAGCUAUAGCAACUGUUCAGGGUGAUCUGUUUCUUCUCAUGGUCCAUUUUCUAUAGGGCAUAAACUGGGGGGUGGGAAUCCCAUUGAAAAAGCAAAUAUGUUGGAUGCUGUGGUGAUAAACUGAAAUGCCAGCGCUGAUUUUUGCAGGAGUUUGUAACAAAGCCUCCUAGAUUUUAUGUCCCUACGUGUGAUCUGUGACAAACACCCUAACUCUUCAUUUCAUAGAAAUAACAGGCACCUGUUAAGAUACUGUACAGAGGCACUGACUGCACCAUUCC